This is a messenger RNA of Phragmites australis (common reed), 2365 nucleotides long. RefSeq names its product transcription factor GTE7-like. The transcript has 3 exons. NCBI's taxonomy places the organism in Eukaryota, Viridiplantae, Streptophyta, Magnoliopsida, Poales, Poaceae. The record is from RefSeq and is a predicted model, not a curated record. Gene Ontology annotation, molecular function: protein binding. The coding region runs from base 319 to 2073 and encodes 584 amino acids.
AACAAACACGGCCUUAAUUACAGAACUUUCAGGGCUGUAUCUGAAAAAACACCACCCCAAGGAUCGGAAAAACUCACCCCCAAGGUGCUCGUGAGACGCACACGAUUCGUGCGGCCCCAAACUCGCGCGAGAAACUCACCUACGAAACUCCCACGCGCACCCCGCUCUUCUCCCCCGCAUAGUUGACACUCCCUGAUAUCCUGGCCCACCGUCUGCACCUUCCCCUACCCCACACGUCAUUGGCCACUUACCAACAACCACCCAAGCCACUCGCGUUCUCGUAGCGUUUCCCGCAGCCACACUCGCGUCAGCCCUCGGAUGCCCGUCACGUGGCGCACUCAGGCAUCCCCGCCCUCCACGCCCCGCUGCCCGCGGUCACGGGAAGCGCGAGUCACUGCCGUCCGAUCACGUGUUGUCCGCGCACCAACGGCCCAGAUCCUGCCCGUGGCGUCCCCGGGCACCCCCGCGCUGCUAUUAAAGGCACCCCAUUCCCCUCCGCUCCUCCUCGUCCCCAACCCACAUCGCAACAGGGCCUACACCCGCAAACCCGAUAAGCCCGCAAGGCCCAGGCCCGCUAAGCGAUGCCCUCCGCGCGCCGGAGAUCGUGAGGUCGCGGCCCCGCCGCCGCCGGCGAUGACCUCCGCCGUGCUCGCCGGCCAGAAUGAGGUCCACCACACGCACCCGCACCACCGCCACUGGGGUGGCGCCCGCGUCCCCCUCAUGCCCAAACCAUCCAACACCAACCCUAGGCGCCACCGGCCGGGCCCAAACCCUAACCCCGGCCCCCCGCCGCCGCAGCGGCCUGUACCGGCGGCGGUGGCGGAGCCCUCGCCGUCGUCGGGGUACGUGAAGAUCAGGUCGUCAGAAUUGACCCUCUUCGAGGCCCAGCAGCUCCGUGCGCGGCUCACCGGCGAGCUGGGCCGCGUACGCGCCCUCCUCUCCCGCAUUGACGUCUGGCAGGACCAGCGGCGGCUGCGGCCUGAACCCGAGCCGGAGCACGCGUCUCCGCCUCCGGCGCUGCGGGCGGCGAUGAUGAAGAGGUGCGCGCAGAUCCUGACGCGGCUCCGCAAGCAGAAGAUCAGCAUCUGGUUCAACUCGCCGGUGGACGUCGAGGGUCUGAAGCUGCACGACUACCGCGCCAUCAUCCGGAACCCCAUGGAUCUCGGCACCGUCAAGGAGAACCUUGCCGCCGAAAGGUACCCCUCGCACGAGGCAUUCGCCGCCGACGUCCGGCUCACCUUCAACAACGCGCUGCGAUACAACCCAGCCGACCACCAGGUGCACAAGUUCGCCGACAACCUCGUUGGUACGUUCGAGAGGCUGUACAAGGAGGCCAUUUCCUGGUUUGAGCUGGAGCGCCAGCGCCUCGAGCCACCAAUGCCGUUGGCUUUGCCGCCGCAGCCGCCUGUGCCUGUGCCGGUACAGGCGCUGCCAAGGAUGGGGGUUGGGAAGAGGCCGAAGCCCAAGGCGAGGGAGCCAAACAAGAGGGAGAUGGAUGAGGAGGAGAAGCAGAAGUUAAGGGUGGAGAUUGAGAACUUGCCAGAGGAGAAGAUGAUGAAUGUGCUGCAGAUUGUGCAAAAGAGAAAUAGUGAUCCAGCGCUGAUGGGGGAGGCUGUUGAGCUUGAUUUUGAUGAGCUGGAUGUCGAGACUCUGUGGGAGCUUGAUAGAUUUGUGGUCAAUUGGAGGAAGGCGCUCAAAAAGAGCAAGCGGAAUGUUUUGAUGAAUGGCGACGCGGCUGUGAUGAAUGGAGACUCCAUUGAUGUGACAAUUGUUCCAGAUGAGGAUGACCUUGUUCAGGUGCAUGUCAAUCCGCCUGUGGUGGUUGAAAUUGGAGACUCGGAGACUGAUAUGCCGCAGAAGAGGGCAUCAGAGGCUCAGAUGGGUGAAGAGUAUGUGGAUAUUGGUGAUGAGAUGCCGACGGUGAAUUACCAGUCGGUAGAGAUUGAGAGGGAUGCCCAGGUGGCUAGCAGCUCAAGCGGGUCUGGGAGUGGCUCUUCUUCAUCCAGUGAUUCUGACUCGAGGAGCUCUGCGGACUCCGAUUCCGAUGCGGAUGAUGCUCGCUCCCCGAAUUAGGUGGAUCAUCUUUCUUUGACUGUAGGACUAGUGAUUUGAGUAGGUGACUGAAGCUCUUUUUUUGUUGAGGUGACUUUGAGGAAUGAUACAGCAAAUUGGAGGGGGUUCUUGUCCAUGCAAGUCAUUGUGAAAGUGUGUUUUUGUGUGUAUGUGGAUGCAGCUUAGGUUCUUGGUACUUUGUAGUGGAUAGCUAGAUCUUUGGGUAGAUUGGGAGGCACCAACUACUACUACUGUAAAGAAGGAAAUACAAUCCAGGAGAAAGAUAAAGGUGGCAAUGCCGUGUGUUUCAUCA